This is a messenger RNA of Periophthalmus magnuspinnatus, 2069 nucleotides long. RefSeq names its product bridging integrator 2a (gene bin2a). Bases 232 to 1686 code for a protein of 484 amino acids. Gene Ontology annotation, biological process: phagocytosis, engulfment; podosome assembly; plasma membrane tubulation. Lineage: Eukaryota; Metazoa; Chordata; Actinopteri; Gobiiformes; Gobiidae. Gene Ontology annotation, molecular function: phospholipid binding; protein binding. The record is from RefSeq and is a predicted model, not a curated record. Gene Ontology annotation, cellular component: phagocytic cup; podosome; plasma membrane. The transcript has 14 exons.
GCACUUUAAGAUUUAAAGCAGUUCCCGUUCCCAUACAGAGGACACAUGGCAGAUGGGCCUAUAACCUGUCAGAGAGAAGGGCGUGUUCAAUAAAUCGUUUACCCAGGAUGCUUAUAGACAAAUGGUUCCAAAGUUCAAGGGUACAUGUCUGAGUGCGGAAGAUUGUGGAGUGUGGAGUAGAUUUUGGGAAGUUAAAAAGGAAUUACAUCCAAGUCUCCAGCAUAAAUAAAAAUGGCUGAAAGUAACAGUCCAAAAGGUGGCUCCAGUGUCUUUGCCAGAAAGGUCCAGAGACAGCUGAGCAGAGGCAAAGAAAAGGUUCUUCAAAAGCUGGGUAAAGCAGUGGAAUCCAAAGAUGAUGAAUUUGAAAACUAUCUUGCGAAAUUUUAUGACCAGCAGACUGAUGGGAACCGCAUUCACAAAGACUUGAGAGCCUACCUCAAUGCUGUCAGAGACAUGCGUGAAGCAUCAAGACGUCUCUCUCACUCCCUGUUUGAUGUUUAUGAACCGGAUUGGGUCGGAGAGGAAGACCUAGGAGCUAUUGUUGAGGGGGAGGACCUGCUGUGGAAUGACUUCGAGGUGAAACUGUUAGAUCAGGCCAUUCGCACCAUGGAGUCCUACGUGAGCCAGUUCCCAGACGUCAGGGUAAGAAGAUCUAAUGUAAACACACACUUAGAGACAGCGGCUUUCAGCAAACACUCAAUAUCCAAUAUGGAGGCUACACAGUUUCUUUUUCUUCUGCAGGAGAAAAUUGCCAAGAGGGGCAGAAAACUGGUGGAUUAUGAUUCGGCGCGACACCACCUGGAGGCUCUGCAGAGCGCAAAGAAGAAGGAUGAUGUCAAGAUCAGCAAGGCAGAGGAGGAGAUGAAUGUAGCAAAAGCUGUGUAUGAAGGCAUUAACAAUGAGCUCAAAGAGGAACUACCCACACUUCAUGAUAAUCGUAUUGGAUGCUACGUGGCAGUCUUCUUAGCUGUCUCCAAUUUACGGGACACGUUCUACAAAGAAGUUAGCUCGCUAAACCGAGAUCUCCACAAUGUGAUAGGCGAACUGCAGGCCCAACAUCCAGAAAAGCAGUUCUCUGUGAAGGGGAUUCAAAGGUACGGCUCGUUGAGACGCACUCUGCUCUCUCCAAGAGCGUGGAAAGCCAGUUUCUCUGAGUUCCACAGAAGCUAUAAUCCCAAACCGACAAGGUUCAGCUUCAAGUCUCCAGAAAAACCCAAACAUGGAACUUUGUCUCGGGAAAGCAGCAGCACCGCAGUCUCUCCACAGCCCAUCAUCCCAGAGCAACCCAACCCUGAGCCUGCAGACCUGGAUAGUACUACAGGGAGCAACGGGGAGAUCGACAGUUCACAAUCACAAGAGGCAGCUGCAUCUUCACCUGAAAAGAGCAGCCCAGUGGAGGACAACCCUGAAGUGAAAGAGGAGGAGCCAUCUGGAUCUGAAAAGAAACAAGAGGAUGAGGAAAAGGCUCCUGGGAGUGAGAGCAGCUCUGAAGUGGACCAGUCGUGUGAUUCAGUGAGUCUGGAGCAGCAGCUUUCAGCCGCAGAUCACAGCCCACUGCACAUUGAUGAAGAGGAGGAGGAGAAGGAGGGGGAGAGGGCCCUGGAUACUUCAAAAACCAAUGGACUGGAGAACGAAGAGGUCCCAGUCAAAAACACACCUCACAAGGUACACAGGGUUCUGCAGUAGAUCAGCCUGGUUCAAAAAGCACAACAGUGUGAUAUAUCCACCUGCAGAUUUGACCGAGGAGGAAGUACUGACACCACCAGCUGCAGCCCAAACAAACCCAGUCAAGUGUCCCGAAACAGGCUGAAAAAAUAUAGUUUUUGUACAUUUUCUUUAGAUAUAGAUGCAUUUUAUAUGUUUAAGUUUUAAAAUUAUAUCAAAUCACGCAAUAGCUGGAGAAGUCUACCUUUUUUGUAUUGUUUAAUUUAUUUUAAUUUAAAUGCAAAGUAUUUUUGUGUGUAACUGUAUGUAUGUUAUCAUGUACAUCUCUACGUCUCUAGGGAGCAAACAAUUGUGUCUGUAAUCUAAUCAGCAGUCUUGCAUUUGCCUGAACUCUUACCUGAUUA